Molecule: messenger RNA, 1024 nt
Organism: Aaosphaeria arxii CBS 175.79
Lineage: Eukaryota; Fungi; Ascomycota; Dothideomycetes; Pleosporales
Product: S-adenosyl-L-methionine-dependent methyltransferase
Exons: 3
Coding region: 9-878 (289 amino acids)
Source: RefSeq, a predicted model, not a curated record
CGAUCGCAAUGGCCAACCAACACCAACAAGAAAGCAAGUACUGGAUGGAAAGCGAGGGGGAGCGCAAACGGCUAGCCAGCAAUCAUUUCAUUGCUAAAGAUGCCAUGGGCGGCAAGCUCGUUCGAGCGCCCGUAGAUUUUUCUCGGCCGGGCAAGUUUCUAGACAGUGGGACUGCUGAUGGAACCUGGCUCCUGGAUCUCGCCUCAUCCUUGCCGCCUCCAGCUCUGUCUGCCGCUGCCCACGAAUUUGUUGGCACAGAUCUCAACCCAGCACCUUUUCCGCAAUCGGUUCCCCCAAACGUGACGUUUGCUGUUCAAGACAUCAAGACUCAAUGGCCAGAGUCCUCGCAAGGCCGAUUUGACCUCGUUCAUCAACGCCUAACCCUUCUUGGGGCGGGCCCCAACCCCGCUGCCUCCAUCUCCCAUCUGUACUCGAUAGUCAAGCCCGGUGGUUGGGUUCAGGUCAGCGAAGGAACCAUGGAUUUCCCAUCCGAUAUUGUGAAUGAAGAACGAACGCCAGCAUACAGCGACAUGCUUAAGCUUAUGCGAGCUAUUGCAGGGGCGGUCGGCGCUGAGUGGCACCUUGGCAGAACGAUCAAGGGCUUAUUGGAGCAGGCGGGCUUUACGGAUGUUGAAGAGGAAGACGUCAUUCUUAAUCUGGGUGCAACCAACAUCAAUGAAAAGCUGGCGAAGGAGGGAGCAGAAAGCUGCGGCGUCGCAGUACAGGGCUUGUCUAGGUUCGCACAAAAAUUCCCACCCGAGAAACAACCGUUGCCAACUGAAAGAUACGAGACACUAGUGGCCGACAUAGAGAAGGAAGUUCUGGAGAAAGGAGCGGUGUACCCACUAAAAGUAGUAUGGGGUCGCAAGCCAGAGUAAAAAUGAAGCGCUCCUUAAGGGACUGCCCAUUCCCCAAGAGCGAUGUCAGCUCGAGAGAGAUUGCUCUCUGAGACUUAUAUUUCACCAAUCAUGUCGCAACACACUAUAUACAAUUCCUAGGAAGACUUCAGUCAAUAUCAUUUUUC